GAAAACUGAAAAAACAUCUUGAAGAUUUGGAUGGCAGCAGACAUUUUACCACCAGGUUUCCAAUCAGAUGUAAUUCACAUUUCUCUGGACAGUCCAUAGAUGUUUAAAAUAAGGCUACAGUAAGCCUUAGUUACUACUCCAUAUUGAGGAUGGCGCAUGGGUGGGAUUCAUAUUUCCAUAAUCCCCCACCUCUACCAUCAGAUCCAGGGACUUUGAGAAGGACAUCUGAGUCAGAUGGGUGCCUUUCCCAUCAUAUUGAGGACUUUACUGGACAUCAUGGCUUUGCCAGCGCUGGUGCUUCACAUGAAGCCCCUGUCUUUAACUCGGACUUUAACACAAACUAUUGCUCAGACCCCAGUGUUGUGAAUUCCAGGUCAGAUUAUGUUUAUCAAAGAUACUGUGGUGAAACACAAUGGCAAGCUGAUGGAGAACAAAUGGGAAAGGAUUACUUGCAACGAUGUGAAAAUGGUAAUAUCCCGGAUUUUGCUGCAGACGGAUUGCAAACAUCUGACUCUUUUCCAUCAUCUUUUGGAACAGACUUUCAAGGACUUAAGGAAGAUUAUGAAAUGCCAAGUACAUCAUUUCUUGAGAACUACUCAGAUGUCAGUAGCUGCUCUGAUGCAGACGCUGGUGAAACAAGACCACCUUGUAAAUUCAUGGCAAGUAAGUCCUAUUCAAAUCCUAAAACUGAUGGUUCCGAAAAACAAGGCUCAUCAUCAUGGUUUUUUACUCAUACGGAUAAUAUGACUUUUCCGACUGAGAGUUUGUGUUCAGAUAUGUCGGAGACUGAUGUACUUUUAUCGUCAAAUUUGAAGGCACGACAAAACAUAGUUCAGUCUCCAGAGGACAGUUUGGAAAAAUUAGAGAAAACAGUUACAUCAUACACAGGACAUCAUCAGUCCUCUACUACCUCCUACAUGAAGACAACUACCAAGAGCAAAACUGAGCUUGAAAUAAGUGAAUACGGUGGUUUCCAAGAUGAAAAACAAAGGAAAGAUGUGGAGGGAGAUCUUGCACAUACUCAUUCAGACCUCUUGAUAAGUGGUCAUGAAAACUUUGGUCAUGGAAUAGAUGAGUAUCCAGAUGACAGUGAGGAAAAGCAAAUUACUUCAGCUUCUCCAAAUAUCAUAAGUACGUUAAAAUAUGAUCAAGUUCCCAUAAAUGAAAAUGGCUCACAAAAGGACAUGAAAGAACUGUUGAACCAAGAAAAGGCAGGACUUAAUCAUCCAAACUCAGCAGAUGGUCAAAAUGGAAAUAUGGGUCAAGAUGUGCAAAACAAUGAUGAGGUCUUUGAAGGGGAAACGAGAGAAUCAGAUUUACUUGAAAACAAGAUUUCAGAUGAACAUAAAUCCCAAAUUCCCAAAUCCAACAGAGGUCAACUUGAAAAUAAGGAUUCUGACUGCCAGAAGAAAGAAAUUCAGACAGAUGCCAUUAAAUCCUCCAAGGCAUCCAAUUCUAAUGCUUCUACACAACAACUGUGGAAAUGCACAAGGACCAGUCAUGAUGUUAAAUCUAACUUAUUAUCUACACAAAAGUCUGAUGAAAGUGUGGCUGGUGAAGUUUUUAGAAACCUUGAUGAGCACAGUGAAGAUCUGUUGAGCGAUGUCAGUAUUUCAGGGCUUUCAGAACCAAGUUUGAUGCUUAAAAGCUGCAGCAACAACAUACAUCUCAAUGUAGAUGAAGUACAAGCAAUUGCAGGAGAAAAGUCAAACGUUGAGAUUUCUCCUGAUCCAGAAUGUAGUGGCCGAACUGACACUAAAGACUAUUUAUGUAUGGACACUAAAGAUGAGAACAAGCAAGGUGCAGGCGUUCAUGUAGGAUCCUGUUUAAAGUUGAACAGCUUGAGCCAAGGUGCAAAUGCCCAUGUAGACACAGAACUUUCAAGUGCAGCAGAGAAGACAAAUAUGACUUUUUCUUCAGAUUCAAAUUGCAGUCGUCUCUCUGCCAGUAAUGAAGGUCUUUCUACAAAUACUAAUGACUUGAACAAAGACAGUGUUGCCACUCAUCCAGAUUCCUCCUUGCAACUGCAGACGCCUGGUACGGAUACACAUCCCUCUCUAGAAAUGGAAGACACUAGUCAAUCGGAAAAGAAAAACCCAACCUCUCUUCCAGAUCAAGAUCAUAGUGAUCUCAAUAUCACCAGAGACAGUCUUUCUAUUGACAUCACUGACAAGGACAGGCAAGGUGUUGAUCAUCAUUCAGAAUCCUGUUUGGAGCCAGAGAGCUUAAACACAGAUACACAUUCUUGUCAAGAAAGGACAUUUAAAACUUCGCUAGAAACAACCUUGGUCUCCUCUCCAGAUCAAGACUGUAGUGGAUCCAGUGUCACUGUUGAUACUAGCAACAAGAAUCUCAGCCAUUCAGAAUCUCCUUUUAAACAAAAGAGCUUAAACACAGAUGUGCAAACCUCUGUAGAAAUGGAAUUCAAAAGUCAGUCUGAGAAGAAAAACCCUACCUCCCCUCUAGAUCAAGACUGUAGCAGCCCUAGUGCAACCUGUAAAAGUCCCUUUGUUGAUGCUGUUGACAAGAACAAGGGAAGCGUUGCUGCUAAUCCAGAAUCCUCCCUUCAGUUAGAGUACUUAAACACAGACACACAUCCUCUUCUAGAAGGAAGCAAGGAAAGUCCAACCUCCCCUCCAGAUGUAGAUUGUAAUUGUCCCAACAUCACCAGUGACAGUCUUUCUGUUAAUAAUACUGACAAGAACAAGCAAACUGUUCCUAGUAUUUCACAAUCCUGUUUAAGCACAGACACGUGUCCCUCUAAAAAAAUGGAAAUCAAAACCUCUUCUCCAGAUCAAAAUUGUGGCAACACCACUGUAACCGGUGACGGUAUUUCCAUUGACACUAGUGACGAUAACAAGCAAAGUGUUGCUGCUAAUCCAGACUCUUCCCCACUGAAAGAAAGCUCCAACACAGACACACAUGGCUGUGUAGAAAAUGAAUGUAUAAGUCCCGCUGAUAAGGCAAGAGCAACCUCUUCCACAGAUUAUGAAUCUAAUAGCCAUGUGGUGACAAGUGACUGCAACAGGCAAAGUCCUAAUAGUUUAGAAUCCUGCUUGCAAUCAAAACCCUCAAGCUCCAACACAAAUUUUUCAGACUGGGCAAGUUCAGAAGUGAACGCAAAGACAACCUGUUCUCUUGAUCAGCAGCAAUCACUACGUGAAAGUCCAGUUGGCCAAGAACCUCUGGGUCUUGGGGAGGAUUGGUCUGAAAAUGCUAGAGACUCAUUUGAAGACAUGGACAUCUCUACAGAGGAACAGCCAGACAUGCUGUAUGGUGAACCUCUGUCCAGAGAUGACUCCUCAUGUGACACUAAUGAAUCACAGUAUAAAGAAGCAUUUGUUACUGAAACUGAUGGGAAGAACAUGGACCAUUCAGGAGGACAAGCUCCGCAACUAAAAUCCGCAGCUGAAAUGAGGAAAAUGCUGCAACCUGUUGUAAUAUUGAAGAGUUUGGAGUCAGAAAAUGGAACAAGUGACUCGUAUUACUGUGCAGAUUGCAAACACACAACUUAUAGCACAGAUCAAUCAAUUGAACACUACCAUUGUUGCCAUACAGUGAACAAUUUUGACUUUUGCAAAAGUUGCAGUCUCUAUUUGGUGAAAAAUGAACAAGCUCGAAAACAUUUGUGUGGUGACGUUAAAGACGGGUCUCAGCGUCCUUCAGAUCCUAGCCCACAGAAAAAGGGAAAUCGCCAAGGCAACCAUAGGUGCAAUAGGUGCAGACUGACAUUUUCAAAAGUAAUGCAUUAUAUCAAGCACAUGCGGACUCACACUGGGAAAACACCAUUUAGGUGUAAUGACUGUGGCUCUUAUUUUGCACAAGGCGGGAGCCUGAAAAGACACAAGCGUGUACCUGGUAGAUGCAAGCAGUCCAACCUCCCAGCUAAAAAUCCUGAUGUGGCUGUGAGACAAACUGACACACCAAAACAAAAGGAUGGGGUGCAAAGUAACAUAGAUAUGCCAAAAUGUUUUGUUAAGCUUUUCGACAUCUCCCAGACAAAUCUGUGUGGAUUAUGUGGUAAAACCUUCCCUACUGCAGAAAAGGUUAAAAAGCAUCUCUAUAAAGUACACCAUGGAAAGGGUACAGUAGUGUCGUUAAACCAGAGUCCCACAGCAGUCAGUGAGAGUGAUGAAAAGCAGGAGAAAACUCAAGAAGUGGAGAAUGACAUAAUAGGAAAAUAUAAAUGUCCUCUAUGCCCACGGCUUUUUAAGUACUCUUACAAUCGAGCGCGACAUUUGCGUGACUGUGUUCGAGAUGCGAUAUAUGGUGGCAAGGAAAAAAUUGCUGGUAAAUAUCGAUGUCCUUUGUGCCACACAAUGUUCACUAUGACAUCCAAUCGAUAUAGGCAUAUUAAAACAAGCUGCCUCAGAGAAUUUCUUAAUCAACUAGCAAAAGAGAAAGCAAAAGAAAGGACAACGGUUGAGAAAGAAACAGUGGAAAGAAAGCGGCUCUACAAUGACUAG
Molecule: messenger RNA, 4466 nt
Organism: Pundamilia nyererei
Lineage: Eukaryota; Metazoa; Chordata; Actinopteri; Cichliformes; Cichlidae
Product: zinc finger protein 1035
Exons: 4
Coding region: 150-4466 (1438 amino acids)
Source: RefSeq, a predicted model, not a curated record